UUCUUGCAGGAGAAGCUUAAUGUCAGCAGUAUGGGGCAUCAGGUGAUAAUAUUUGACUUUUCUCUCAUAAGAGGACUCUGGGAGGCUCGAGUCAAGAAGAACAAAGAACGUCAGAAGAAAGAGAAAGAAAGAUUAGAAAAAAGCUCAUUAGAGAAACUGGAGGAAGAGUGGAAUUGGUUGGAAGAAUGUAGACAGAGGGUUAUACCUUCUUCAAUCUGUGGUUUUUAAACACCUUAAUGAAUAGAUUUAAAUGUACGGCUUCUGGACAAGAUAGAGAGGGAUAUGCUAGUAAGAUCCCAUAGUCUUCCUAAGGACAGAAACACUGACCUUGCUGCCUUUUUGCUCAGCCUAGGGCAGCUCUGGACAGAAUUCCCAGAGUCUCUGAAAGAUCAUACCUAUCUGAAAGAAUGGCAUGUAAGCAAUACAUUGAUUCAAACAAUUCCAGACUACAUUGCUUUGUUUCAAGAUUUGAGAGUUCUGGAGUUAUCAAACAAUCAAAUCAACCACCUCCCAGUGGAAAUUGGCCACUUAAAAAAUCUCAAAGUUCUCAAUGUAAGCUUUAAUAAUUUGAAGUCUGUCCCUCCGGAAUUGGGUGACUGUGAGAAUCUUGAAAAACUGGAUUUGUCUGGAAAUAUGGAAAUAAGCGAGCUUCCAUUUGAACUAAGUAACCUGAAGCAAGUCACAGUUGUGGAUGUGUCAGCGAACAAGUUCCAUUCUAUUCCAGUUUGUGUACUCCGGAUGUCUAAUUUGCAGUGGUUGGACAUUAGCAGCAACAACCUGAGGGAUCUCCCAGAAGACAUAGACAGAUUAGAUCAACUGCAGACACUUCUCCUACAGAAAAACAAGUUAACUUAUCUUCCACGAGCUUUGGUUAACAUGUCAAAACUCAGUUUGCUAGUCGUCAGUGGUGAUGAUCUGGUUGAGAUACCCACAGCUGUGUGUGAGUCUACCACAGGUUUAAAAUUUAUAAGUCUCAAGGACAGCCCAAUUGAAACUAUUGUCUGUGAAGACACUGAAGAAAUUAUAGAAAGUGAACGUGAACGAGAGCAAUUUGAGAAAGAGUUUAUGAAAGCCUAUAUUGAAGACUUAAAGGAAAGAGAUUCUGCUCCUUCCUACACUACGAAAGUAUUAUUCAGUCUUCAGCUUUGAAGAUCAAUAAUCUCUAAAUCACUAGGGGAUACUACAAUAAUUCUAUUUUUAUCCAACUGAAAAAUUAGACUGCCUGAAGCACUUCAAAACCAUCAUGGAUUUUUUUUAUUAUUUGCCACUACUGCUCCUAGAAACUACGGAUAAAGCAAAAAAUGGAAGAGCCAUCAUAAGAUGCUGUUUCACCCUUCUAAAUGCACACAUAUAUUUUUAUGUCCACCAUAACAAGCCCUAAAUUGUCCUAAUGAAAGUGUAUGUGAGUUUAGUUGCCCUCAGGAAAAAGACGCUGUACGUUGUAGUUGAAAUAGUGAAACAUAAAUCAUGGUAGAAAACAAUCUGAUUUCAUAAAAGAGAAAUAUUAAUAUAGGAGUGGAUAUGAUCUGUUGUACUCUUAAGACCAAAUUACUCAUUUAAUUGUUUGCAAUAUUUAAAACACAUUCAUAUAUAACAAUAUUUAUUUGCAUUAUUUUCCACAUAGAUCCUGUAGAUCUAUUCUGCUGCUUUUUCAAGACUUUUCCCUGUUCACAUAUUCAAGUACCAAUGUGGCCGAAACUUCUGUGCAAAACAGUCUUAUAAUAUAGCAUUGUAGGUAAUAAGAUUUUAAGGACUAAACAGUGUGAACAAGUACCAUCUGUAAAAUUAAUUAUAAAGAUAUUCCACUACUAGUUUCAAAAUACAGGAUUUUGUGGACAUUGAUGGGAAGUUUCUAAGCUGUGUAAGAAUGUGUUUGCUGAUAUAAAAAGUUAUGUUACUUGCUAUUUAAUAAUAUAAUAGUUUAUAUAUAACUGUAAGUGUAUAUACUGUAGGGAUCUACAUCUACAUAAUUUUUUGUCUAAUAAAACUAUACUUUUUAAUCUGAAAAAACUUGGGACUUUGAGAAUUUAGUCUCAAAUGGGAGAAUUUAAAUCAUCUUAAACUUUUAUACAUGCAAAUAGGAGAAAUUAUAUUUACAUCUUGAUUUUUUACUGUAUUAUUAAUUAUGUCCAAUUUUGUGCAGUUGAUUACCACUUAAGUCAGUCAUAUUUUAAAAUCAGAGCAACAAAAGGCAUUCUUCCCAAGAUUUCCAUUUAAAAAAAUACUGGUCUUGAAGUGUUCUCUUCUAAAACUUUUAGAAUUAGGUCUUCUGAAACAAAAGAAUGUUUAAGUACUAGCUUUGUUUUUUAUUCUAGCCACAAACUGCAGCAGUCAUAUUACUAUCCACAAGGAAACCCUCCAGAGUUGGUCUCUAAGUGUUAAUGCUGAUUUUAAGAAAGUCUUGGAACAAUGAAAAAGUUUCAAAAAAUCGCAAAAAGUCAGUAUCUCAUCACUUUUUUUUCAAAAAGUCAUCGGAAUGAUUCAAGCAAUUAUAAGCCUAUUAAUUUGACAAUCAUCUGAAACAGAAUAAUGGGAGAUCUGAAAUAGGAUUAAUAAGAAGCAAUUGAAAUAUGAUAAAGUAAUUGGCUUAUGGAAAUCAAGUUAUCUGAAAUUAACUUACAGAUCUUUCUCUCAAUGAAAUUAUAAAUUUGCUUGAUUAGGUAUUGAUACCAAUGCAAUAAAAUUCUGUAAGAUGUCUGAUUUGGCAUUGCUUGAAGUUCUAUUUCUAGAGUUCUUUUUUUGUAUAAUAUGACCUACUGAAAAAUUAUAGGCAUGUACACAAUCAUAGCUGUGUUUACAGAAGAAAGAUGUAUGUUAUGAGUUUUUAAACUCCAAAAAACAUAGAGGUUCAAAAAUAAUUAACUGAACAUUUAUUCCUAGUGCAAAUUCUACUGUCAGAAUUGUUGAAUACAUAAAGUAUGCCAGAAUAGAGAAAUUGUACUUAUCUAACAUUUCUGCUAAUCUUACUUGAAAGAGUGUGUAUCACUUCUGGAGUUCAAAAACAAAGGGGAAAGAGAUAAACUGGAGAACAUUUUGAAGAAAAACAAAAGAAUUAAUAGAAAACAUGCACUUUAAGCUUAACUGAAUAGUGGACAAGUCUAUUUCUUUGGCAAUGUUUACUAGUGAAAAAUCGUGAUCUAGGAAAAAAAUUCAUUGCAGCAAAUUAUUGUAAAGCAGAAGGCUAAAAUGUGAAUUCACACAGUUUGAGGCUAGAGACAAAUGACCUUUUUUAGUAAGAGUAACGAUGGGAGAACUAACAAAAGGCUGUGAUAAGUUCUCUGUUACAAUCUGUCUUUAAGUCCAGGUUAACAUUUUACUGAAAAAUUUGAUGUAAAAAAUAGUCAUGGAAGUUGAUGUUAAACAGGGGAUCAGAUUAGUGUUCCCAACCCUGACUGCAAACUACUGUGAAUCUUAUUUUACUUGUAGAAUAUUUUUGCAGAAUAUUAUUGCCUAUAUUUUUAAUUUCAGAAAGAACGGAUUGUUUUUGUCACAGAAUUUCUCAAGUAGGUCUGCCUAAGGGGAAGAGGGAUGUGGUGGGGGUUAUUCUAGGCUUGCUAUUCUAGGUUGCUACUAGGUACACCAUACUGCUCUUUCACUCUUUCUCUUUAGCAGAACAGGUAAAAAAAUGUGAUGAAAUAAACUCAUAAAUUGAGAUAUGGGAAAGAUGGAGAUCUCUCACAAGUUACUGUAAUGGGCAAAACAAACUUGUUUUUUGAAAGAUAUAUUUGAUUUAUUACCAGUGAUAAAUGGGGUAGAGUAGGAGAGUGAGAAAGAAACAAGCAAAAACUAAAAAACACAUUUAAAUCUCCAUCCCUUCUAACCUGAUUUUGUUCCAAGGCUCGAGUUCACUCUUCUUCAACUUUUCUAACUCCCUCUCCCUGAGAGACACAGAGGAAUAGGAAUUGCAGUCAGCAGUCAGCCUAUAGUACUUUGUCUCUGCUGUUCCUUUCUCCUCAUUCUCUUCCUUGCUCCAGUGUAAAGUCCCUUUCAUAGCAUGCAGUCCUUCAGGAACUGCUCGAGCAGUUAAAUUUAGAGCAGUUCCUGCAGGCUGCUAUUGCUCAAGAGCUGCUCUAGCAUUGGUCUUUUCCGAGGGGUGGCCAGGAAACUGUUUCUGUAUUGGCACUCUGUGGGCUGCAGCUUCCUUUGGAGUAUUUACACUUGAUACAGCAUAGAACUCUUCACAGGCUUCAGUGUGGAGGGUGGAGGUCUGCUCCAUGGAAUGCAAGGGGACAGUGAGUUAAACUAUGGUCUCCUUCACAGGCUGCAGAGGAUUCUCUCCUCUAGUGUGUAGAGCAUGUCCUCCCCUCCUUCUUCACUGGCCUUCAUGUCUGCAGGGCUGUUUCUCUCUUCUUUUUCACAGUUUUCUCAGCUGUAGCCACAUAACAUUUUGUACCCUUUCUUAGAUAUGCCAUCACAGAAAUGCCAUUUGAGUCUCUGAUGGGCUCAACUCUGUCCAGUGGUAAGUCCCUCUUGGAGCAGGCUAGAACAAUCUUCAUCCAACAUGAGAUAGACCCUGGUCUCUUCUUACAGGGGUCACCCCUGCAGCCCUCUGUCUCACUCCACUGUUAGGAUCCCACCACAUGAACCCAACAUAAUGUUAUCCACAUACAAUUGCUUCCAUUACACUCAAUAAGCCCAGUACGGAAGGACAGGUGAACCAGAAGUUCCACUAAUUUUAACAUAACUUUAGGUGAGUUCCACUUAUGUCCUAAACAGAAAAAUGCUGUGAAAACAUACAUCCUGCAUGGUCGUCAAUGGGUUUGGGUUGGCUUGGCUCAUUUCGAGACUAAUGGGUGGAGGGACCAUGCCCCAAAAGAUGGGGAAGGAAAAUCAUGACAAUGGUGUUAAAUAUAAUUUCAUUGUUGUCAUCCAUCACAGUACAAAAUUUGUGUGUCAAGAGACAGAGAUUUUGAAUUUAGUAAAGUUUUAUUAUUAUUUUUUUUUCAUAGGAAUCUUACUUCGGUCUUUGAUCUUUAAAUAAAAAUGUAAAUGUAAAUGAUUUUUAACUAAAAUUGUAAUGAUACAAAGCUGUGAGGAGUGGCUGACACAGCAGAAAGCUGUGUUGCUGUUCAACGAGGCCUAGACAGACUGGAGAGUUGGGCAGAGAGCAAUCUGAUGGGAUUCCACAAGGAUAAAUGUAGAGCUCUGUAACUGGGGAGGAAUAACCCCACAAAUCAUACAGGUUAAGGGUUGACUUUCUGGAAAGGAAAUUUGUGAAGAAGAUCCUUAUCUGGGUCUCCUGGUGGAUAGGCAGACCAUGAGCAAGAGAGUGUCCUUGUGGCCAAGAUGGUCUCUUCUAUCUUAGGGUGCUUUAAAAGAGUGGGGCCAGCAGUUUGAGGGAGAUGAUUUUCCCCUUCUCCUCUGCCAUGGUGAGGUCACAUGUGAAGUACUGUGUCUUAGGCUCCCCAGCUCAACAAAAUCAGGGAACUUCAAGAAAGAAUCCAGCACAGAGCCACAAAGACGAUUAAGGGAUAGAGCAUCUCCCCUUUUGAGGAAAGGCCUGAGAGGGCCUGGGGCUGUUCAACCCAAAGAAAAGAAGACCGAGUGGGGAUCUUACCAGUGUGUAUAAAUAUCUACAUAUAUAAAUCUGCACCAGUGGAAGUGACCCACCAUCACUGUCACCACUGCUGAGAUGCACUGCCCACAACCUCACUGU
This is a messenger RNA of Meleagris gallopavo (turkey), 5656 nucleotides long. NCBI's taxonomy places the organism in Eukaryota, Metazoa, Chordata, Aves, Galliformes, Phasianidae. The record is from RefSeq and is a predicted model, not a curated record.